Molecule: messenger RNA, 2918 nt
Organism: Talaromyces stipitatus ATCC 10500
Lineage: Eukaryota; Fungi; Ascomycota; Eurotiomycetes; Eurotiales; Trichocomaceae
Product: Golgi phosphoprotein 3 (GPP34) domain containing protein
Exons: 4
Coding region: 14-1072 (352 amino acids)
Biological process (GO): Golgi to plasma membrane protein transport; retrograde vesicle-mediated transport, Golgi to endoplasmic reticulum; Golgi vesicle budding
Cellular component (GO): Golgi cisterna; trans-Golgi network; cytosol
Molecular function (GO): phosphatidylinositol-4-phosphate binding
Source: RefSeq, a predicted model, not a curated record
AGCAAAUCUACACAUGGCCUCAGCCGGCGGACUGACACGGCGACGAGGCGGUCGAGUCGGCGGAGAAGACAACGAGGAAGGCAGUCGAGUCUCAUCGCCAGUGCCCAAUAAUAGAACGGCUGUCGAUGCUCGUACGCCAGAAACUUCGUAUACUGACGGCGAGAACGGUCACAAAAUUGCAUUCGACCCACGAGACAUUAGCGAAAAUGAGGAACGGACAAGGAUGCCCAAGUUGACUUUGAUGGAUGAGGUUGUACUUCUGGGACUUAAAGAUAAACAGGGCUAUCUGUCCUUUUGGAACGAGAAUAUUUCUUACGCUUUACGCGGUUGCAUCGUUAUCGAACUCGCUUUCCGCGGCCGAAUAAGCAUGCAAAAGGACCCUGCUCGCAGGAGAUUCCCUCUUGCAGACCGAGUAAUUGAAGUGAUUGACGAUACACUUACAGGCGAGGUCUUGCUGGACGAGGCACUCAAGAUGAUGAAAUCGAGUGAAAAGAUGAGUGUAAGCACUUGGAUUGAUCUAAUGAGCGGCGAAACCUGGAACUUGAUGAAAAUCGGCUAUCAAUUGAAACAAGUCCGUGAACGAAUCAUGAAAGGCCUCGUGGACAAAGGUGUCCUUCGCACCGAGAAGCGCAAUUUCCUCCUUUUCGAUAUGGCUACUCACCCCGUAGCCGACUCCGGCGCGAAAGAAGAACUGCAUAAACGUGUGCGUAACGUCUGCAGCAGUCGCACUGUUAUCCUGACACCAAACCAAUGGCUCCCCGAAGAUGUUGAAUUCCGUUUCCUACGAACUAUAAGCAUGGUGUGCGCUGCAUAUGCGGCUAAUGUGCUUGAGAAUGCGCUGGUUACUAUGAGCCAUGAAUCUAGGGAAAGAGCUUUCGCUCAGGUUGACGAAUUACUUGCUGAAUACUCGCAAUGGCCUUUUGCUCGCAAAUCAGGUGCUGGUCAGAGUAUCGGAGCGAAUCUGGCACAGGCAGUCAACGACGAGAUUAAUAAAUCAAAGGAUCGAGAAUUGCAGCUAGAGAUUGUUGCUGCAUGCUUAAGCGUGUUUACCCGACUUGACUCUCUCCUGUAAUUGGCCUACCAACAUAUUACCAUUCUCCUGCUCUCCUUUCUUUUUAUAUGUACGCCUCAUCUCCCUCACAUACAGAGAUCCACUUUCGAUAAUCUCCGGGCAUUACAUCUAUCUGGUUUCUUUUCUUUUUUCUCCAGCAGGCGGUUUAGAACAUCACCCGCCCUUUGAGUCUUUGGGGGUAUCUUCAUUGUUGCUAGGUGUCUUUUUCAAGGGAAAAGGGAGCUCUUCGAAUCUCCGUGCCCAUUUCUUUUCUUCACUUUCUGGGCGUUUCACUAUUGUCAUCCGCACUCGCAGUUGGUAUUCAUCACGCAAGCAGCUCGAUUGCUGGUCUGCGAGUCAAGACAAGUCUACAUUUCAUUUUCUCUUCGAUGGACAUGUAUUUUGCUCAUAUUGUUGUCGGAGUACUUCAUAUUGAAUUCUAUAAUAAGAUAACACUGUUUUACUUCCUUUCUUUCUACUUUCUGGGUUAAAACUGACUUCCAGCUGGAUCAACUCGCAACACAACCUUUUGUUCCCCAGCCUUUUCAGCAUAAACCAACGCCUGUUGUCCACGCAACAGAUCCUCUAUCUGAUACGACACAUCGGGCUUCAAAACGCCCUUCUCAACCAACUGCACAAUCUUGCCCAAUUGCGUCUUAUUCGGCUUCACAUCAAUAACCUCACUGGUCAAAUUCCUCGUCAUGACUUCCGUCCUCUGAUCCCACUCAGACGGUUUCUCCGGAUGUCCCGAUUGCGGCCGUCGAGGAGUCAAGACAUGUCCAUGAUCCUUGACUACAACCGGAGAAUGAACCUCUCGAAACAAUCCUCCACCAGCACCCACGCAAUCAAAGACAAUAUCAACCGGUUUCCACCCCUUUUCCCGAAACGCAGCGGCUAUAUCCGUCGAGGCCGUAACCUCAUCCGCACCCAGCUCCUUGAGUAAGUACUCAUGCUCAUCCUUCUUACCCGUAGCAACAACCCAAGUCGAUCUCUCUAACUCCCCCAAUCCAGCACCGCCCAUAAGACCCAUUACAUGAUGCGGGAACAACGCCUGACACUUCAGCAACAACAUUACAUACCUUCCCACAUCCGACUGCGCGGCAUUCGUCACAAGAACCCUCAAGGGCCCAUCUGCCGGCUUAUUACAUGGCCCAUCAUCAGGAUCAAGUGUCGCAUAUCCAAACAACCCUUGCCAUGCAAUAAGCGCCGCGUGGGGGAUUGUGACUGCCUCUGCAGCGGAAAGAUUGGCGGGUUUGUAUGCCAAUUCAUUCUCUGUGGCGAGCGUAUAAUCCGCUGCUGCACCGUCGCGACCUUCGAUAUUACCCAAUACACCGAUUACUUCGUCGCCUACUUUGAAUGCCGGACCGGUGGAACUGGCAUGAUCUUCGCGGGGGGUACUUAUGACUUCACCACAAAACUCUCUUCCGGGGAUAAGGCCAUGUAUCUUAUCAAUCCCGUCUGCCGUCGGUCUUUCGAGAAACAUAGCGCUAUCCCUGUUACUUCCACUUCCCUGCCCGCUCGCGGAAGAAGUAUAGGUUUGCUGGAGCUCAUCGAUUGAUACGCAGACUGUGCGGACUUUGAUCAGGUAUUGAUUUGUCCCUGGUCUAGGCACGGGGCGCUCAGUUUCGUAUUUUAGGGAAGAUGGACCUCCUAAUGUGGCUUUGUUGGUGAAAGAGGAUGGGAGAUGGAGGGCUUGCAUGUAUUUGGGUACGCGGGUUUGUUCGCUCAUUGUGUUGGAUGUCAUGUUGUUUCUCUGGAUUGUUGAUAGCUUUGGUUGGUGUUGAUUGUUCCCAAAAUAUGCUGCCUGUUUAGCCGUAUAGUUUCACGUAUUCAAGGUUAAGUCUUAACUCGCAAGAAUUGAUUGUUC